UCAGCUGUUACAAUUUCUGGAGUUGAUAUCAUUUUAUCAGCAUCAGUGACUCAGUAAAUUGAUUAAAACAUCUAAUUAUACUUCAAAUAAAAAUAAUAAUAAAAUCAUUCCAACAUGCACGGAAGGCUGAAAGUUCGUACUACUGAAGAAGAACGCGAACGCAAGAAAAAGGAACAAAUACUUAAAGUAAAAGCCUAUAGAGCCGCAAUGGGAAAAAUACAGGAGAAACGGCGAUUACAACAACUGGAUGACGAAAUGUUGCAGCUCACUUCGCUAAUACUACUUAGAAAUCCAGAUGUCUCAACAUUAUGGAAUAUUAGACGUGAAUGUGUCGAAAAUAAAUCAUUGAAUAUUGAGGACGUAGAUCAGAAGCAAGCAAUCUACGAUACGGAAUUAAAUUUCAGCGAACAGUGUUUAUUAGUAAAUCCUAAAUCAUAUAACGGCUGGCACCAUCGAUGCUGGACAUUGGAGCACUGUCCUAAUGCCAAUUGGGAGCGGGAAGUGCAGCUUUGUACUAAAUAUUUGAAAAUGGAUGAGCGUAAUUUUCACACAUGGGACUAUCGUCGCUACGUUGUUGAAAAGGCAAACAUAGCCAUGCAAAACGAACUAGAUUUUUGCACAGAGAAAAUAAAAGCUAAUUUCUCCAACUACUCAUCAUGGCAUCAUCGUAGUUUAUUAUUACCUCAAUUGUAUCCUUACGAAGGUGAUGCACAACCAAAGCGCGCAAUGAGUGAAGAAAAACUGAAAGAAGAAUUGGAAAUGGUACUUACGGCCGCAUUUACAGAUCCAAAUGAUAGCAGUGCAUGGUUUUAUCAAAGAUGGUUAUUGGGUUACUCUCGACAGGAAUUAGAUGUGUGUGCUUUUCGCUGCGAUAAUAACCAUGCAGUGCUAUCAUUCACAAAUCCAAUUAUAAUAACUGAAGAAGAUGUUGUGAUAACUGAUUCCAAAGGAAAUAUAAAGAAGAAAAUUGCAAAUUGGCUUUCCAUUAACGGCACUAAAUCAGAUACUACAUGGAUAUCUUCACUAAACGAUAAUAAACUAAUGUUAGAUGAUGCUAAUGAGCAUUACAUUUUGGAAUUAAACAUUACUGACAUCAAUGUCAAGCAAAUUAAUUUAAAGAGAUACAACCAGAGCGUGUUCUAUUUCAAACCACCAAACCAAUCCUUUGCAUUUACGGAAAGUGUUUCGAACGAGUUACAGAUGCAACUGGAGUCUUGCGAAAGUUUAUUAGAAUACGAACCCGACAGUAAAUGGACUUUGUUGACAUCUUCUUUACUAAUGCGCGCCAUAGACUCUCAGAAAUAUCACGAUAAGUCGUUGGAAUAUUUGCAAAAACUUCAGGAAAUUGAUUCACUACGUGAGAACUACUACAAAGAUAUUGCAUCUAAAUGGACAUUGGAGAAAUAUCUAUUGGACUGGUCAGUUUCGGAAGACAUUCCAAAAGAAUUAGACCUUCGCAAUGCAGAGCAUUUAAAUGCGAUUUUCUAUCCCCAGUAUUUGUGCAUCGCAGGCAAAGUUCUUCUAUCACAAAAGUUAAUCAAAUAUAGUGAUACUAAGCUAUUGCAAGGAUUCGGUGCAUUUAAACUCUAAUAAAAAUAUACAUAUGUACAUACAUAUGUAUAUAUGUAUAAGUAAAAAUAAUGACAUUAUAUUUAAAAGUAGCAUAUUAAAUAUAAGUUAACAAUGUACAAACUUAUGAAACCCAUUACAAUAUUUAAAUGUGUAUUUAUUUUGAAUUAACACAACCUCAAGGGAAAGUAGGGUUAACCGCUUGCAGUUACUUUCUGAAAUAUAAAAUCGACCGUCCAUUUAAAUAAGUUUCUUUUCUAUUACCUUUAAUUAUUAAACAAACUAGGUAUAUCAAUAUCUAAAAUAUUUUCUUAGACGGAAUCUAUAUAUAUAAAAUUAAGUGGCAAAACUUCCUGUUCGCAUACUCCUCCUAGACGGCUUACCCGAUUUCAAUGAAAUUUUCAGGGGUGAUUGGGGUCUGUGUGGAGGGUGAACAUAAGAAAUUUAAUGUGUGUAGCAUUGCACGUUUUGCAAAAAAAAAAAAAUUAUACUUCCCGCUUAUACAAAUUCUCAUGAAAUAAUGUUUUGCCGAUGAAAUGUUCAGCGAUUGAUAUGCUUGACCAUGAGCUUCAACGGGAACAACAAUACGAUUGCAAUGAAUUUCGUGCUUUCAUACAAGCUAACAUUAAAAAUUGAAUAUUCAGCAGAAAAAUGCUUAUGAUAAGAUUACACGAGCGGUUGACAAUAACGCCAGUUGAUUCUACUUUCUGGAUGCGCCCGGUUGUACAGGGAAAACGUUUCUGAUCUCUUUGAUUCUUGCUACUAUACGGUCACAGCAGAAAAUUGCGCUGGCAAUUGCUUCGUCAGGCAUCGCUGCUACUCUACUUGAUGGCGGCCGAACAGCACAUUCUGCGUUGAAAUUACUGUUGAACAUCCAAGUCGUUGAAACACCAACGUGCAACAUAUCGAGGAAUUCAGCAAUGGCAAAAGUUUUGCGAGGAGCUGGAAUAGUUCUAUGGGAUGAGUGUCCAAUGGCUAACAAAACUUUUAGGCUGAGCAUUAGUCUUAUUAUCCGGCGAUUUUCGGUGAACUUUGCCAGUCAUUCUUCGAUCAACUCCUGCAGACGAAAUAAACGCAUGUUUAAAAUCGUCAGUUUUGUGGAGAAAUGUUCAAAGGCUGACUCUUACCAUCAACAUGCGAGUCCAAUUGCAAAACGAUCGAUCCGCAGCGGCGUUUUCGAAGUAGUUGUUGGACAUUGGCGAAGGCAAAAUACCAAUCGAUGAUACCGGUUUGAACACAUUGCCGAACAACUUUUGUACACUUUUACAACCGAAAGAAGAAUUGAUUGAAAGUGUAUUUCCGAAUAUUGUUCAACACUAUCAACGCAACGAUUAUUUAAGUGAACGCGCAAUAUUGGCACCGAAAAAUGUACACGUCAACAAAAUCAAUUUUGCCAUUCAAGAAAAACUGCCAGGAGAAGCUACAACA
This is a messenger RNA of Zeugodacus cucurbitae (melon fly), 2997 nucleotides long. RefSeq names its product geranylgeranyl transferase type-2 subunit alpha (gene RabGGTa). The transcript has a single exon. The record is from RefSeq and is a predicted model, not a curated record. The coding region runs from base 115 to 1590 and encodes 491 amino acids. Gene Ontology annotation, biological process: protein geranylgeranylation. NCBI's taxonomy places the organism in Eukaryota, Metazoa, Arthropoda, Insecta, Diptera, Tephritidae. Gene Ontology annotation, cellular component: Rab-protein geranylgeranyltransferase complex; cytoplasm. Gene Ontology annotation, molecular function: Rab geranylgeranyltransferase activity.